AAAAAGGAAUAAAAGGCCUCCCAAAUCCCCCCUCCCCAUCGAGUUCUCCUCCCUCCUCCGGAGCUGAGUCUGAGGGAGAUCGAGGGAACCGUGGGGAAUUUGUGGUGGAUAAACCCUUGUGAGGGAGCUGGGAGUGAUUUUGAGGGGAUUCCGGGCGGUUUUGGAGCGGAUUUGGGGCUUUUUUGUGACGCUAAACAAUCUUGGAGGACCCAAAACCACAGAGACGACGAAGAGCGGCCGCUGGAGGGGGCGGUGCCACCACUGAGUUCCGCCCAGAGCGGCUCCUGCCGGGCGCUUCCGUUCACGUGAUCGGAACCCCGCUCUGGCAUUGGUGAAGAGAACCGGAAAAGGGCCGAGAGGAGGCGGAAGCGGCGAGGGCGGCAUGGCGGGGUUCGGGGUGGCAAACGAGCGGCUGCGGGCGCUGGAGGAGCUGGAGCGCGAAAUCGGCGCCUCCCUGCACAGCGCAGGCUCGGUGAUCCUGGAGCUGUCCAAGGAGAAGCCCCAGGAGCGACACCUGGACCGUCAGGCCGCCCAGUUCGGCGCCGCCGUGGCCAAGGUGGAGGCGGAGCUCUCGGCCCAGAUCCGCUACCUGACACAGGUGGCCACGGGGCAGCCCCACGAGGGCUCGAGCUACGCGGCGCGCAAGAGCUGCCAGCUGGCCCUGAACCGCCUGGACUACGCCCGGCGGCGCCUGGCCGAGCUGGCCCGCGCCUGCGAGCUCAUGCUGGAGCAGUGACACACCUGGGCACACCUGGGCACACCUGGGCACACCUGGAGAGAUGGCCGGGACAGCGUGGGACACACCUGGAACAGCCCUUGGACAGCAAAAUGGGGAAAAAUUGGGAUUUUUUGGGGGUGGGACCCCUUGGGGACAGCGCUGAGAGACUCUGGGCACACCUGGGCACGGCGUGGGACACACCUGGGCACAACCUGGAGCAGCCUCGAGACACCAAAAUUGGAUUUUCUUGGGGUUUUAAUGAGGUGUGACACCUUGGAGACAUCACUGAGAGACUGUGGGCACACCUGGGCACACCUGGGCACACCUGGGCACACCUGGAGAGACGGCCGGGACGGCGUGGGGCACACCUGGAACAGCCCUGGGACAGCAAAAUGGGGAAAAAUUGGGGUUUUUUGGGGGUGGGACCCCUUGGGGACAGCACUGAGAGACUCUGGGCACACCUGGGCACACCUGGGCACACCUGGAGAGACGGCCAGGACAGCGUGGGACACACCUGGAACAGCCCUGGGACAGCAAAAUGGGGAAAAAUUGGGAUUUUUGGGGGGUGGGACCCCUUGGGGACAGCGCUGAGAGACUCUGGGCACACCUGGGCACACCUGAGCACACCUGGGCACACCUGGGCGCGGUGUGGGACACACCUGGAGCAGCCUCGGGACACCAAAAUUGGAUUUUCUUGGGGUUUUAAUGAGGUGUGACACCUUGGAGACAUCACUGAGAGACUGUGGGCACACCUGGGCACACCUGGGCACACCUGGGCACACCUGGAGAGAUGGCUGGGACGGCGUGGGACACACCUGGAACAGCAAAAUGGGGGAAAAUUGGGGUUAUUUGGGGUGGGACCCCUUGGGGACAGCGCUGAGAGACUCUGGGCACACCUGAGCACACCUGGGCACACCUGGGCACACCUGGAGAGAUCGCCGGGACAGCGUGGGACACACCUGGAGCAGCCUCGGGACAGAAAAAUGGGGGAAAUUGGGAUUUUAAUGGGGUGGGACGGCACUGAGAGACUGUGGGCACACCUGGGCACACCUGGGCACACCUGGGCACGGCGUGGGCACGGCGUGGGACACACCUGGAGCAGCCUCAGGACACCAAAAUGGGGAAAAAUUGGGGGUUUUUUGGGGUGGGACCCCUUGGGGACAGCGCUGAGAGACUGUGGGCACACCUGGGCACACCUGGGCACACCUGGAGAGAUCGCCGGGACGGCGUGGGACACACCUGGAGCAGCCUCGGGACAGAAAAAUGGGGGAAAUUGGGAUUUUAAUGGGGUGGGACGGCACUGAGAGACUGUGGGCACACCUGGGCACACCUGGGCACACCUGGGCACGGCGUGGGACACACCUGGAGCAGCCUCGGGACACCAAAAUGGGGAAAAAUUGGGGUUUUUUUGGGGUUGGACACCUUGGGGACAGCGCUGAGAGACUCUGGGCACACCUGAGCACACCUGGGCACACCUGGGCACACCUGGGCGCGGCGUGGGACACACCUGGAGCAGCCUCGGGACACCAAAAUUGGAUUUUCUUGGGGUUUUAAUGAGAUGUGACACCUUGGAGACAUCACUGAGAGACUUUGGGCACACCUGGACACACCUGGGCACACCUGGAGAGAUCACCAGGACAGCGUGGGACUCACCUGGAGCAGCCUCGGGACAGAAAAAUGGGGGAAAUUGGGAUUUUAAUGGGGUGGGACGGCACUGAGAGACUGUGGGCACACCUGGGCACACCUGGGCACACCUGGGCACGGCGUGGGACACACCUGGAGCAGCCUCAGGACACCAAAAUUGGAUUUUAUUGGGGUUUUAAUGAGGUGUGACACCUUGGAGACAUCACUGAGAGACUCUGGGCACACCUGGGCACACCUGGGCACACCUGGAGAGACGGCCGGGACAGCGUGGGACACACCUGGAGCAGCCCUGGGACAGCAAAAUGGGGAAAAUUGGGAUUUUAGUGGAGUUUUUUUGGGGUGGGACCCUUUGGGGACAGCGCUGAGAGACUCUGGGCACACCUGGGCACACCUGAGCACACCUGGGCACGGCGUGGGACACACCUGGAGUAGCCUCGGGACACCAAAAUGGGGAAAAAUUGGGGUUUUAAUGAGGUGUGACACCUUGGGGACAGCGCUGAGAGACUCUGGGCACACCUGGGCACACCUGGGCACACCUGGAGAGAUGGCCGGGACAGCGUGGGACACACCUGGAACAGUCCUGGGACAGCAAAA
This is a messenger RNA of Haemorhous mexicanus (house finch), 2956 nucleotides long. It is a transcript of the gene MED11, whose product is annotated as mediator complex subunit 11. The coding region runs from base 383 to 736 and encodes 117 amino acids. NCBI's taxonomy places the organism in Eukaryota, Metazoa, Chordata, Aves, Passeriformes, Fringillidae. The record is from RefSeq and is a predicted model, not a curated record. The transcript has 3 exons. Gene Ontology annotation, molecular function: transcription coregulator activity. Gene Ontology annotation, biological process: regulation of transcription by RNA polymerase II. Gene Ontology annotation, cellular component: mediator complex.